ACUCAUUGUUGCUGUCAGACAGUUCGGAAUGGCUGGCAGACAGUUUGUGAAAGUGUAUCUGGAUCUCAUGUCACAGCCAUGCAGGGCUGUACUAAUAUUCCUCAAAAACAACAAAAUACCACAUACGGUGGUAAACGUUGCAUUACGAAAAGGGGAGCAGACAUUACCUGAGUUCACCAAACUCAACCCCAUGCAGAAAGUGCCAGUGAUGGAAGACAAUGGAUUUGUCCUCACUGAGAGUGAUGCUAUAUUAAAGUAUCUGGCAACAACCAACAACGUCCCUGAUCACUGGUACCCCAAACACCCUGAGAAGAGAGCCCGGGUGGACGAGUACACAGCAUGGCAUCACAUGAACACACGCAUGCACGCUGCAAAAGUCUUCAUGUUUGAAGUGUUGCUACCGCGUAUGAUGGGACAGCCCACAGAACCUGUGAAGAUAGAGAAGGCAUUGGUGGAGCUGGAGGGCACACUGGACAAGCUGGAAAACAUGUUUCUCAAGAGACAGGCCUUCCUAUGCGGCGAUGACAUCUCAUUGGCUGAUUUGUUAGCAAUUUGUGAGCUCAUGCAGCCUCUGGGCAGCGGGAGGGACGUUCUGAAGAACAGACCCAAACUGCUGAGCUGGAGAAACCGUGUGCAGUCUGCGCUCGCCGACUCCUUUGAUGAAGCACACAGCAUUGUCUACCGUCUCAGGGAUAAAUCCAAAGCCAAACUGUGAAAAAUCAGGCCUUGCUACUCAUUGUAACUCAGUCUUGACAGAGAAAAUACACCGAUAAGCCACAUCAUUAAAACCACCUGCCUAAUAUUGUGUAGGUCCCCCUCAU
Molecule: messenger RNA, 821 nt
Organism: Myxocyprinus asiaticus (Chinese sucker)
Lineage: Eukaryota; Metazoa; Chordata; Actinopteri; Cypriniformes; Catostomidae
Gene: gstt2
Product: glutathione S-transferase theta 2
Exons: 5
Coding region: 29-715 (228 amino acids)
Biological process (GO): glutathione metabolic process
Cellular component (GO): cytoplasm
Molecular function (GO): glutathione transferase activity
Source: RefSeq, a predicted model, not a curated record